AUGGCCUCGAACCCGACCGACGCGCCUCCGCCUUACUCGCAGGACCCGAGCGGCCACCUCGCCGUGCCCGCCGGCUCGACCCAGGGCGUCCAGCAGCAACCGUCGCGCCAAGGUCACCGUCGCACCAACUCGAACGCCUCGUCCAACUACACGUCCGAGGAGGACCACGACGAGUCGGGCAUUCCCGACGAGGGCAGGCGCGAGCUCAUCGACGCAGAGCGGCCCUUGCCCGAGGGCUGGAGGCGCGAGUUUGACACCAACACGCAGCACUUCUUCUACGUCGACACUCGGGCAACGCCGCCGCGCAGCAUCUGGUCGCACCCGCUCGACGACCCCGACUUCCUCGACGCCCACCCCGAGAUCGCCAAGGAGUUUGCUCCUCCCGCCGGCGCACCGCCCGCCGAGACGUCUGCCACCCCGUCCGUCGUUGACGAGAAGAAGGGCCACCACUCGCUCUUCCACCGUGGCGGCGACGACAAGGCCGCCGAGGAGGAGCGUCGCGGCCACAACCACGACCACGACCACGCGUCGACCUCGGCCAAGAAGGACGACCGCACCCUCGGGCGCAAGAUGAAGGACAAGCUCACGGGCAAGACGCACGAGGAGCGCGUCAAGGAGCGCAAGGACAGGGCCGAGAGGGAGCGCCGCGAGUACGACGAGUACCUUCGUCGUCGCGGCGAGAUGCUGCGCGCGGUCAACGCCGGGCAGUACCGCAGCUCGUACUCGGCACCCCAGGGCCCGUACAGGGUCCAGCCGAUGUAUGGCGGGCGGUACGGCGGCGGCGGCAUGUACGGGCGGGGCAUGUACGGAGGGCGCGGCUACGGCUACUAUCCUGCGGGCCCGAUGGGCUACGGGAAUGGCAUCGGAAUGAUGGGCAGAGGGCCAGGCAUGGGCAUGGCGAUGGGCGGUGGUCUCCUCGGUGGCCUCCUCCUCGGCGACAUGCUCUUCUAAACGCGCUCAACUCGACCGCCGGCGCCCAUCGUCGUCGUCGUCGACCUUCCCCCCGCCCGCUCUACUUCCCUCCCUCCUCCCCUUUCCUCCUUCCGCCCUUCUUCCUUUCCACCCUUAAUCGUGCUCCGUAGAUACUCUCCUCCCUGUACUCGCAAUCGACAGCCCGAAGCAGUGCCUCCUC
Messenger RNA from Rhodotorula graminis WP1, 1132 nucleotides. RefSeq lists its product as uncharacterized. The record is from RefSeq and is a predicted model, not a curated record. NCBI's taxonomy places the organism in Eukaryota, Fungi, Basidiomycota, Microbotryomycetes, Sporidiobolales, Sporidiobolaceae. The transcript has 3 exons. The coding region runs from base 1 to 951 and encodes 316 amino acids.